Molecule: messenger RNA, 1929 nt
Organism: Rana temporaria (common frog)
Lineage: Eukaryota; Metazoa; Chordata; Amphibia; Anura; Ranidae
Gene: TIMM44
Product: translocase of inner mitochondrial membrane 44
Biological process (GO): protein import into mitochondrial matrix
Cellular component (GO): mitochondrial inner membrane
Molecular function (GO): protein-folding chaperone binding
Source: RefSeq, a predicted model, not a curated record
CCGGCGCCAAAUGCUUUAGCUGUGCGCGAAGGUCAAAGUAUGUUCCUCUACAAACAUGGCGGCAGCUUUAUGUCAGUGCUACCGGAAAUCAUGCAGGUAUUCAAGAAUCCUGAUUUCAUGGGGGAAUUCCUGCACAGGUGGAAUAAUCUUCCUAUUCUAUGGCAAACAAAAAAAACAGCUAAUAAGAACAAUGAAGCCAGGAAGGCAGCACUGGAGAGCCUGCUUGAAUUUGUAAAGACACAGAUCCCCACAGCAACAACCAAGGAUGUGAAUACCAAAAUUGUGACCUAUAGGGGAACAUACAGGACUGAGCGCAAUAAGGUCCUGCAAUCCAUGAGGUCAGGAGCAGCAGCAGAUACAAUUUAUAAGCCAAGUCUGUGCCAGGGAAUCUUUCAAGCCUUACCCCCCAGACAUCGCUCCAGCCUUCCCUGCAGCCAAGCUCGGCCUUCUUCGGAGGAACAACCUGAGUUCCUUGAGGAGCCUGAUUUGGCCAUAUGGAGCCAGGUAUGGAUGCCCACUGCAAAAAAGCUUGCAAAUUUCUGGCACGUUGUACCUUACAGCAGUAAUUUCACUACUCUGAUGUAUUUUCCUGCUCUACAGCUUAAACAGUGGCGAUACUAUUCCUCUCACAGUAGACGAGGAUUUCUAGCUGGGCUCCUUGACAAUGUUAAGCAAGAGCUUUCAAAAAACAAAGAAAUGGAGGAAAACAUAAAAAAAUUUCGAGAAGAAGCAAAGAAAUUAGAAGAAUCUGAAGCUCUGCAACAUGCUCGCAAGAAAUUUAAAACAAUAGAAUCAGAAACAAUGAAAACAUCAGGUGUUUCGAAGAAGUUUGGAGAGCUUUCUGACACCAUGAAGGAGAGCUUAGAUGACGUUACCAGGAGUGAUUUUGGUCGGAAGAUUCGUGAAGGGGUUGAGGAAGCAGCCAAAACUGCCAAACAUUCAGCUGAGUCAGUUACAAAAGGAGGCGAAAAGCUUGGAAAGACAGCUGCAUUUAAAGUUAUUUCUCAGGGAGUUGAAACUGUAAAGAGAGAAAUUGAUGAAAGCGUUUUAGUACAAACGGGGCCUUAUCGUUCACCUUCCAGAUUAAGAAAGAGAAAUGAAUAUUCUGGAGAGGAAUCCAAAGAAAAGAUUUUUGAAGCAAAUACGGAAGCACUGGGAGUUGUGUUGCAUAAGGAUUCUAAGUGGCACCAACAAUGGAAAGAUUUCAAAGACAACAAUGCAGUAUUUAACAGGUUUUUCGAAAUGAAGAUGAAAUAUGAUGAAAGUGACAAUGCAUUUAUCAGAGCUUCACGUGCCAUUACCGACAAAGUUGGUGAUCUGAUAGGUGGAAUGUUUUCCAAGACAGAAAUGUCAGAGGUACUGACAGAAAUUCUGAAGGUUGAUCCAAACUUUGACAAAGAUAAGUUCUUGCAACUAUGUGAGAAGGAUAUAAUACCAAACAUAUUGGAGGCUAUGAUCAGAGGUGAUCUUGAUGUUCUUAAAGACUGGUGUUAUGAAGCAACAUAUUGUCAGUUGGCACACCCUAUUCAGCAAGCCAAAUCAAUGGGCCUACUGGUUCACUCCAAGAUCCUGGAUAUUGACAACAUUGAUCUGGCAAUGGGAAAGAUGAUGGAACAAGGUCCAGUUCUCAUUAUAACAUUCCAGGCUCAAACCGUCAUGGUUCUCAAAAAUCAGUUAGGAGAGGUUGUGGAAGGAGACCAGGAUAAAGUUUUGCGUAAUGUGUACGUGUGGGCACUCUGCAGAGAUCAAGAUGAGCUUAAUCCGUAUGCAGCAUGGAGAUUAUUAGAUAUGUCCUCUUCUGCCUCUGAACAAAUCCUCUGAAAAUUUGCAACUUGCUAAAAUUAAACUGUGUUCCCAUUUAAAGAUGAUAUUUGGACUAAACCUAUAUUUUCUAAUUUCAAUAAAAGAACCUCACAAUUUUCUCCUGAA